Molecule: messenger RNA, 1749 nt
Organism: Balaenoptera musculus (blue whale)
Lineage: Eukaryota; Metazoa; Chordata; Mammalia; Artiodactyla; Balaenopteridae
Gene: ANKDD1B
Product: ankyrin repeat and death domain containing 1B
Molecular function (GO): protein binding
Source: RefSeq, a predicted model, not a curated record
AUGGGGAGUCCAAAGCGCCCGCAGCUGAGAGCGGCCCCGGGGGUGAGCGGCCUCGGGGGCCUUGGGGCCUCGGGGUCGGACAGGGAGCCGGGUCGGCGCGCCCCGGGGCGCAGGGCGGCGGCGAGGGGACUGCUGCUCGGCGCAGCUGCGGCCGCCAAGGGGUUGCGUGAGGACCUGAGGGGCGCGGCGGCCCGGCCCUGGAGAGGCCUGGCGCGGAUCCCGAAGCAAGAGCGGCCGCGGCGCGAGGAGGCGGCGGCCGAGCACGAGUUCCUGCUGCCAAAUGAGAGAAGCUUCCAGAAUGCUGCUAAAAGCAAUAAUUUGGAGCUUAUGGAGAAGCUGUUUGAAAAGAAGGUUAACAUGAAUGCUGUGAGCAAUAUGAGUAGAACAGCCCUGCCUUUUGCAGUGGGGACAGGUCAUUUGUCUGCGGUGGAUUUCCUGCUGAAUCACAAGGCCGGGGGGGUGUUGCUGGUGAGGAAGCAUGGCUUGACAGUAAUUCACCUUGCAUCCUGAUCUGGAAGCCUCGAGAUCACGCUCAUGCUGGUUAGAGCUGGAGCAGACCAGAGAACCAAGAAUCAGGAUGGAAUGAAUGCCCUCCACUUUGGGGCUCAGAGCAACAACGUGUGCAUUGUGGAGUACCUCAUUCAAGAUCUGCACCUGAGGGACUUGGACCAGCCUGAUGAGAAAGGAAGAAAACCAUUUCUUUUGGCGGCAGAGCGGGGCCACAUUGAAAUGAUAGAAAAACUUAUCUUCCUUAAUCUGCAUACUUCAGAAAAGGACAAGGAGGGGAAGACUGCCCUGCCCGCAGCAAAGCAUGGUCACAGCCCUGCGGUCCAGGUGCUGCUCACCCAGUGGCAAGAAAUAAAUGAGACCAAUGAGCUCAAUAUCAGUGCUUUGCAGAUAGCAACCCGGAACGGCCGCACAUCCCUUGUCAGCUUUCUUCUCAGUGAGAACGUUGAUCUGCACCAGAAGGUGGAACCUAAGGAGUCCCCUCUUCAUUUAGCUGUUAUCAAUAACCAUAUCACAGUGGUAAACAGCUUAUUAAGUGCACAGCAUGAUAUUGACAUCUUAAAUCAGAGGCCGCAAACUCCUUUGCAUGUAACUGCUGAUCUUGGAAAUGUGGAACUGGUGGAAACCCUGCGGAAGGCGGGCAGUGACCUAAAGGUUGUUAACAAGCAAGGGAAGGCUGCCCUGGCUGUGGCCGCCAGGAGCAACUGCAGCCUCAUCGUGGACACGCUCAUUAAAGCCAAGAGGUGCUACGCCUGGAGAGAGGAGCAUGGUGAGAACAUCGAGGACCCAUCAACCAGCUUUACUCUGACGUUCAAGCAAGAUCACAGUCAGGAGACCAGGCACAUUUGCAGUCUCCGCUGGCACCUGGCUUACCGUCAGCAGAAGGCCAACGAGUGGCAGAGGCUGGCCCAUUUGUGGAACUUUACAGACGCCCAGAUCAGAGCCAUUGAGGAGCAGUGGUCAGGUCAGCAUGGCCCAGGAGAUGAGAGCUUCUGUGAACACGGCCACGGGGCUCUGCUCAUCUGGCUGCACGGGGCCCUGGUGACACAGGCCACGCCUGUCAAGCACCUGUACGAAGAGCUGGUGUGCGCGGGCUUCUCAGAACUAGCUGAAAAGACUCGUCAGUUUAAAAGUGAAACUGACUCAAGGCCCAAGAAAUGUGCAGUUUCAUAAAUGCCUAAAGAAAUUGUAUUUAAAUGAUUUUCCAUUCAGUAUUCAGUCCUCUUAAAUUCAGUUCUUGAA